Molecule: messenger RNA, 1312 nt
Organism: Branchiostoma belcheri (Belcher's lancelet)
Lineage: Eukaryota; Metazoa; Chordata; Leptocardii; Amphioxiformes; Branchiostomatidae
Exons: 4
Coding region: 76-1269 (397 amino acids)
Source: RefSeq, a predicted model, not a curated record
AGCGGACGCACGUUUACGUGGUCCCAUAUCCUUCACCGAUUUUAUCGCUCUGCUGCAGUAUCCUUUGCUCCCAACAUGUCGAAACGACGUGGCAGGUGUAACAGGAGAUCCCGCCGUCGUGCGAAGAUGACUUUCCCCGUUGAGCCCGGUCAGGAGGAGCUGACAGGACUCCCGUCCUUGCGGAUGUGGGCGGCCAUGGCCGGUGUGUUUCUGUUCGGUGUAGCACUGGUCAUUGGAUUGUCGGUAACGGAGUCUACCCAUGUCGAAGCCCAGACUGCUGUUGACGUCCGUCUGGACGGAAGUUGGGCCCACUACCAAGGAGAAUUCGCAGAUCCUACUGCUGUGGACGAGGCUCCCCUUGACGACCAAACGCCCAUCCAAUCAGAUGGGGACGACAGCGACUGGUAUCUAACGACCCUGGACCAGAAAUACCAAGUGCCUGUCCGGGAUCGUGUUCCGGGAAGGUCCCGUGAUGUGGACGUGCCUGGUGACGGUGGGGUUAAAUGGUCCAGUAAUGAGCUGAUGUCGACCCACUACGCGCACACUCCCCAACAUGUUAUUGGAUUGUCGGCAGCGCCCACCCAUGUCGACACCCAGGCUACCGUUGACGUCCGUCUGGACGGAAGUUGGGCCCACUACCAAGGGCAGUUCGCAGAUCCUACUGCUGUGGACAACGCUCCCGUUGAUGAUGAAGCACACACCAUCCAAUCAGAUGGGAACGACAGCGACUGGUACCUAACGACCCUGGACGAGCUCUACCGAGUGCCUGUCCGAGCCCGUGUUCCAGGAAGGUCCCGUGAGGUCGGAGAUGGAGUCCCGGACAUGGAUGACAACCAGGAUGCACCUGGCGUGUCUGCGGCCCUCCCGGAUGGUGAUCUGGAUGGAGAUGACGACUGGGAGAAGAAGUACAGCGAUGAGCAUCUCAACAGCGGCGACGAAAAACGUCCCACCUCUGCCAUGACGUCCGGGUACAACAGCUCUACCGGCAUGUCUGCACGAGACGACUCCUCUCUCCUGGAUGGAAAUGACGUCGACCCUGUUCGUGAUGAAGAAGAGGGCACCUCUGUGGUGGACGCGAUGACUCUUGAGAACACUAACUCCACGGUCUUGGCAAAGAAUCCCCAGAACCACGACAAGAACCACCACGUCCGAAAGAAUCCGGUCAAGAAUGCCGACAAAAUGACAGUGAUCGUGAUGGUCGGUACGGUGGUGACAUUCUCUGUGGUACACAGGCAUCAGUGUAUGACACAGAUGCCCCGUUGGGUUUAAUAGAACUUCACGACUAGUUCGUGUGCAGUUCCUCCAGGCAUAC